Messenger RNA from Dendronephthya gigantea, 2224 nucleotides. Its product is annotated as ficolin-2-like. Bases 883 to 1914 code for a protein of 343 amino acids. NCBI's taxonomy places the organism in Eukaryota, Metazoa, Cnidaria, Anthozoa, Malacalcyonacea, Nephtheidae. The transcript is spliced from 5 exons. The record is from RefSeq and is a predicted model, not a curated record.
CGCGUUUGACGUCAUUAUAAGAAAGGUCUAUAGGGUCAAUUAAUGGCACUUAAGUCUAUAAUGGAAGUUGUGGAUGAAAAUAUCGUUAGACCAGGUUGUGUUUAUUUACAUUAUAGUCUUUUUUCAGUAGCCAAUCAUAAUGCUUUGUAUUUAAGAGAUGGGAUUUUUAAACACUUGCCACAUGUACAUGCCGUCAUUUUUUUCUCAAUUUGCAUUUGUCGGGACACCUUAUUGAAUGACAAACGAGAUCCAGUAAAAAAGCAUACUUUAUACGCAGCACUCUGGUGCCCGGCGGUCCUGUUAGAGAAUAAACAUAUCAUAACCUACAAGUAAGUUACCUAUAUACGCGUAUACAAUAAUCUAAAUGAGCGAAAUCUUCAAUCGUGUUUUCGCAUCGGUUCUGCACAGAGAAACAACGCUGCAUGCAUGUCAAUGCAGGGUCUGCUAAUCUUAAAGUUAGCGUGUUUCUGAUAUUUCUAAACACGAAUAAAUAUAUAGAUAGAAAGGCAAAAAUGUUCUCCGUGUUUACCAUAUAUACUUACCCUUGACGGGCAUAUUCAAACCUAAGAAUGUAAAUUUGUCCCUUUCCCUCACCAGAUCACUCAUUAUACGAGUGCCUAGGCCUUGGGGCCCAAAGGCUAAGAUACUCACGGAGGAAAGCUUUUAUUUAAAGAACGUGUAGCGAACGAGCAUAAAUAAAACCGAAGUUAGCUGCAUGGCACACUUUAGACCUGACGAGAGAACACUCGCUAGAGUGCUGUCGUAACAAAUUUGUAGUUUUUCAUGUGUAAAUUUUUUAUGUGUAAAUUUUUUAUGUGUAAAUGUGUAAUAUAGGCGUUUUGUCAUUUCGGCGAUUUAUAUAUUUAUAUUUAAACAUUUUUUAUGCAUUUAGAAACGAAAUUACUGUCUGCUGUUGUCAUGAAUUACCAUAGAAUUCUGUCUGUCUUUCUGCUGUUGCACUACAAGCAGAUCUGUAUUUCCUUGGUUUCACACGCUGUAUUCCGAUUGACCUUGUCAGGUCAUCGCCUGGGUGGAAAUGUCAUCAAUGAGUUUGACACACAUGAUGUUUUGGAAUGUUGUCUACACUGUCUCAAAAAAUCAUCUGUGUGCAAAUCAGUCAAUUUUAAACGAAAUUCAAAAAAUUGUCAACUCAACAACGCCACGAAAAAUACGCAUUCUCACGAAUUAAUGUCCGAUGAAGACUACGAUUAUUAUGAACCGCUGAAAGAGUUGCAGAGAACAAUAAAACGAGAUUCUACGUUAAAUAACGAAUCUUGUGAUACUUUGUACAAAUCAGGCAAGGUAACUACGGGCACUUAUACAAUCAACCCGGAUGGUUUGAAAGAUUUUGAUGUUCGCUGUGAUAUGACAACCAGCCCAGGAAGAGGCUGGACCAUUUUCCAGCGACGUGUCGAUGGAUCAGUCGACUUCCACAGAAAUUGGUCUGAUUACAAAGUUGGUUUUGGUAAUUUGACUGGUGAAUACUGGUUAGGUCUUGACAAGAUCCAUCGUCUGACAGCUAGCGGGCAGAAUACAUUGAGAGUUGAUCUCGAAACAUUUGAAAAUGAGACAGCGUACGCAGUUUAUGAAUCGUUUACUGUGGCGAACGAAAGUCACGGUUAUCGCCUAAAAUUGGAUAAUACUUCAUUCACAGGUACUGCCGGAGAUUCUCUCGAAGGAAACAGUGGGAUGAAGUUCACCACUCAAGAUGUUCACAAUGACUUUUUGCCGAAAAACUGUGCUAAAGAGUGGAGUGGUGCUUGGUGGUUUCGUAGGUGCGGUGCUUCAAACCUGAAUGGGAAAUAUUCAAAGGCUCCGGAAGACGAGUUGGCUAUUGGUAUCCGUUGGAGAAGAUUUAAAGAUAAUUUUUCUUUUAAAGUUGCUGAAAUGAAAGUCGGACCUGGUGAUGUCUAAAAUAAGGGUCAUAAUUCAAGACAUUUCCGGCUAACCGGAUGUUGUAUACUAAAGUGAUGUUACGUAGUAUUUAAAACACGAGUAUAGGAGUGUGUUAAAUCGCUCGGCUGCGCCUCGCGUUUUAUACCGCAUAAAACACGAGCUACGAGUAUUCAAUAGACGUUGCGACUAAUCGGAUUGAACAUGAACUUUAUAUAAAGCCACAUGUGUCUUUAUAUAAAACAGUGUCCUGAUAGUGCUUUAUCGAGUAUAAAAGCCUACUCACGUGUUUAAAAAGGUUCAUUGGAUUGGUCAAAACGUCUAUUGAAUA